AUUAAAUGUAUGGUAUCGGAUAAUCUCAAUUUCUCACAUUCUCACUAAUUCAAUCUCAAAACUCCAAUCUAGCUUCCUUACCUUGUUUUCUAUUGCCCUUUUUACCCAUUUUUCAAGUUCUUUCUUUCCUUUUCUUUUGCUAUCUUUCUCUCUUCACUGCUAUUCAUUCCUUUUUCCUCUGUUAUCCUUUAAUUGCUAUCUAGCUUCUCGUCUUCCUUUCGCAAUUCCAAGAACACAUACAAAAAUUUGAAAGCAAGUAAGAAUCAUGCCUGGUAUAGCUGAUAUUCCAAUCCUGGGGAAACUUGUGGACGGAAUAUCUGAUGCUGCAGUUGCCGCCAUCUUCUGUGGAUUCCGUUACAUGUUCUGUUACAAGGAUCUUGUCAAGACUUUCGAGUCCCAAGUGGAAAAAGCUAGCAUGGAGGAGGACAGGGUGUCCACAAAAGUUGCUGCGGAAAGAGCUAAUGGUAAACUGAUCCAGCCUCAUGUAGAUAAGUGGCAGAAAGAGGCUGCAAAAAUCAAGGAGAGCACGGAAAAGUUUGCAGAAAAAUACAAAAACAGACAUUCAUGGAGGUGCAUUCAGUGUCUCCCAAUUACCAACCCCGUCUCACGUUUUCGACUUGGGAGAGAGGCGGUGAAGAAGACUGAGAGGCUAACUGACCUCAUUGAUUCCGGAAAGGAGCUCCUGGCUAAUGAUAUUGCACAUCCUGUGCGAGCUGAAAAUUUACCCAAAAGUACCACUGAGUUCCAGGAAUUUCAAUCUAGGAAAGAUUCUUAUGGGGAGCUAUGGCAUGCGUUGACCACUGAUAGCUCUCCGAUCGUUGGUAUAUAUGGAAUGCCCGGAGUAGGGAAAACCAGGAUGAUGGAACAGCUAUGGGAAGAAGCCGCCGAGAAGAAAAUAUUCAACAAGUUUGCACGAGCGAACGUGGGUAAAGAAGAGCUGAAUGUGAUACACUUACAGAAACAGAUUGCUGAGGAUCUUGGUUGCACCUUUGAUUCGCAAGAUAAUGCGGAAAGCAGAGCUUCUCAGCUGAAACAAAGUUUAUUGAAUGCGGGCAAGACACUCGUCAUACUCGACGAUGUAUGGAGGGAAAUUCCCCUAGAUUUUAUUGGAAUUCCAUGUUCUAUGGGUUCCAAGAUUCUCUUAACAUCUCGAGAGAAAAAUGUAUGCUUGGGUAACAAGUGCAAGACUCUUGUUAAGAUUACACCCCUGCCAAAUGAUGAAGCGUGGGAUCAGUUCAAAAAUAUUGUCGGUUCUGAUCGAAUUGAUUCAUUGAAGGAUGAGUCUCUGGCAAAGAAAGUGUGUGGUAAAUGUGGGGGUUUACCACUCCUAAUUCAUGUAAUCAGUAAAGCCCUGCAAUUCGAAACUCACAAUUCAUGGGUGGAUGCAUUGGAACAACUUGAGAAGGGUGAAUUUGUAAACAUUCCGGACGUAGAAGCACAAGUAUAUACUUGUGUAAAAUGGAGUAUCAAUAAAUUACACGGCGAUGCCAUGUCGUGUCUCUUUUUGUGUUGCUUGUUCAACGAAGAUACUGACAUCCCUAUCAAGAAGCUGAUCCGGUUGGCAACAGGGUCACAGCUUGUAUCUGGGGAAUCUCGGGUACUAUCAAUGGUUGAUACUCUCAGGUCAUCUUCUUUGUUGCUCGAUUGUAAAGAAGAUGAGUGCAUCAAACUUCAUGACAUCAUCAGAGCUGUAGGGAGAUCUAUAGCGUUCAAAGAUCCAAAAUUGGCAUUUUCACACGUAAAAUGUGACGUGCGGUUGCUUGAUGAUGCUGAAUUUGUCAAAACCAAAUUUUUACGUCUAGAUCUGGAUGGUGAUAAUAUUCAUAUCCCUGAUGAUCUUGUAUGCCCAGAUCUGCAUAGCUUGUGGAUACUAUGCAACAAUGAUAUACAACAAUUCUCUGGCGGCUUCUUCAGCAUGUUUGAAAAUCUGAGAUUUUUAUAUGUCGAAGGUAAUAAUGACUCUUAUCUUUCAAAGCUGAAGUUCUCUCUUCAACCCUUGGGUAAACUGAGGACGUUGGUUUUUUUUCGUUGUGACCUGACUGACAUUAACAACACAAAUGUUGGCCUUUUUCCUGAAAACCUAGAAACUCUCCGCCUUUUGUUUGGUCAUCUCCCAGAACCUCUGGAUUUAUCAAACCUGAAAUACCUUCGAAAGCUAGAAAUCAUUGGGCUGAGAGUGAAAAUCAUGCCAAAUACCAUAUCCAGCCUAUUCAGGCUGGAAGAAUUGCAUAUACCUGAUGGAUUUGAGAUUUGGAGUGAUGAUAGUUCUGCUGUGGCGAAACCUAUUUUGGUCGAGAUUAAUCAACUAACCCACUUGAAAAGUUUGCACAUAAAAUUUAAAAUAUCUGAGCCUUUUCAAAAUACUAAUAUAUUUGAUAAUCUAACAUUAUUUAAAAUUUGUGUGGGUGAGUCACCUCAAGAAGGAGCACAUUUCUCUCACAAGACAUCGAUUGAAUUGCAAGGCUGUCAUGAAGAAAGCUUGAAAGGUCUGGUACAGAAGGCUGAAUAUGUGAAAUUGAAGCACAUUGAUAUUAAUGUGAUUGGUAGUAUAUUUGAUAGCAACCCGGAAGCAUUCACAGAAUUGAGAGAGCUGCACAUUAAAGAAUGUAACGAAAUGGAGCAUCUAGCAAGGAUGUCACAGGAUGAGAUUCAACAUAGCCCGCAGACAUCUUUUUCUAAACUAACCUGUUUAGAAAUUACAGAAUGCUCGGGUUUAAGAUACCUCUUCUGCAACUCUGUUGCAAAAUGUCUCACCCAACUGCAAAAGUUGAUAAUAAGAGAUUGCCCUGUGAUGGAAGCAAUUGUAAUGAAUGAUGGCUCAAGCAGUGGAGAUAUCAUACACUUCUCCAAUUUGGAAGAAUUGGAGCUAAGCAAAGUGCCGAGACUCAGAAGCUUCUGCAGUAAAAACAAAGACGCCAUGAUGCAGCCCUCUGCUCAAUUUCAACCUCUAUUCCAUAGAAUGGUCGAAUUCCCUGCAUUGAAAGAUUUAAAAAUCGAAAAUGUGGAAGAUACAAGUGAUAUUUGGGAGAGGGAUUACAACUCUGAAUCCUCUUUUUGCAAACUAACAACCAUCUCAUUACAAGGCUUUAGUAAAUUGGAAACAAUAAUUCCAGCUGUCAUGUUGCAUAAGCUAUCGAGUCUGCAAUCCUUAAGAAUAAGUGAUUGUAGUUCAUUGAUCUCCGGAGUGGGCACAGAUGCAAGCAACAUAGAUGUAUGCGGCCUGCCAGCUUUAAGUCAUUUGUAUCUGAAUGAAUUGCCUUGUUUAACGGAGACAGGGUUGAAGUCAGGGAACCUGUAUCCAAAUCUCAAAAAACUAGAGAUAAACGAUUGUCAUAGCCUUACAAACGUGGUUCCCAAAGAUGUUAUGCACCUUGAGGAAAUUAUUGUAAGAAAAUGCAAGAAGAUGAAAAGGAUCGUGGGGGAAGCUAAACAAGGAGAAAUCAAUGAUGUCCUAGUCUUUCCAGAAUUGUUGUGUUUACGGUUAGAGCUUUUGCCAAACUUGACCAGCUUUUGUGGUGAGGAAACUGAUGCCUGCAAGGUUGAAUUCCCAAAUGUAGUCACACUUGAAAUUAGCGGUUGCAAGGAAAUUAAGCUGGAAUUGAUAGAGUUCAGCGACCAACUAAAGAACUUGGAUAUAAGUUGUGAUAAGGAGAUAGAACUUCCAUCUACAUGGCAACCUCGAUUACAUAAUCUGGAAAUACUCAUUUUGAGGAAGUGUUGGUCGCAUGACCUCAAAUCUUUAAGGUUCCACAGACUAAAAUUGCUUAUGGUUUUCGAAUAUUCUGGAUGCUCUGCUCUUUUUACAUUAUCAGGCUUUAGAAGUCUGCAAAAUCUCGAAGCACUAGUAAUUUCAGAUUGUGCUUUCUUGGAAGAAAUUGCGGACGAUGACCAAAUGUCUGGCAUGAACAAGAAGACUAUCACGCUCCCUCGCCUGCAGAUGGUUGUUCUAAAAAAUUUACCGAAGCUGAAAAGUAUUAUUCAUGGAGUAAAUUAUGGGUGGCUUGUCCCAUAUUUAAGGGAAGUGGAUGUUGAGAAUUGUGGACUCUCUAAUCUUUUUUCAUUCUCAGAGUUGAUAAGUCUCAAAACUUUGAAGAUAUCAAGGUGUGCUCAUUUGGAAGAAAUUGUGGAGGAUGAGGUUUCGGGCAUGAACAAGAAGACUAUUACACUCUCUCAGCUGGAAUCAGUUACUCUUGAAGAUCUACCAAAGCUCAAGAGUUUAAUCUACAGUGCAAAUCAUGAGUGCCUACUUCUGCCAAAUUUAUCGGAUGUUUCAGUCAGUAAUUGUGGGCUCUCUUCUCUUUUCAUGUGCUCAGCCUCUCGAAGUCUACAAAGUCUAACAUACUUGAAAGUAAAGGAUUGCAGAUUGUUGGAAAGCAUUAUUAAGUAUGCGAGGGGGGAUGAAACUUCUGGUUCGACUGAACAGAUUAUUUUCUGCCUCUUAGAACUGGCUUCGGUUGAACUCAGAAAUUUGCCAGACCUCAGAAGUUUCAUCCAUGGUGCAAAUUACGACUGCUAUAUGCCGGCUUUGUGGAAUAUGGAAGUUGAUAACUGUGGAUUGUCUACUGCCUUCACGUGUUCUGUUUUCAGGAAUCUCCAACGACUCCGAUUUUUGAGCUUAUCAAAUUGCAGAAUGUUGGAAGCCAUCUUUGAGUAUGCCAGUGGAGAUGAAACUUCUGGUACGACUGAACAGAUUAUCACACUCUCAAAACUCGAAUCUCUUCGACUCAGAGAUUUGCCAGCCCUGAAGAGUUUCAUCCACGGUGCAAAUUACAACUGCUAUAUGCCGGCUUUGGAAUCUCUGCAGUUAAAAACUGUGGAUUCUCUACUCUUUUCACGUCCUCUGUUUUCAGUAAUCUCCAACGACUCGGAUAUUUGGAAGUAUCAAAUUGCAGAUUGUUAGAAGUCAUUGUGGAAGAUGCAAGGGUUGACGACAUAAGUGACAAGACUAUUACACUCCCUCUACUCGGGGUUAUUUAUCUUGAAGAUCUGCCGAACCUCAAAAGUUUUGGCCGUGAUGAAAGCUAUGAUUUCAACAUGCCCCUGCUAAGAUAUUUUGGUGUGCUUGGGUGUCCCAGGACAGAGGAUUUCACUUGCUUGAAUUUAGGAAACGGGAAUGUAGAACCGAUGGGGAUGAAUUUCACAAUCUGAAUGACAAGAUAAAGAGACCAUUUAAAGAGGAAGACUUGGCCGUGCCGGAGAUGAAACGCCUUGUGAGCCUGUACAGCACAUUUCUAAUGAAGUAUUAUUUGUUCUUUUUUUCUCUUUUUCAUAAGCCUAAAGAUACUAAUGAGUAUUCUGGCUGAGAAUCGAAUCCAAGAACUAGGACACCAUAAACGCAAAACUCUACUACUGAGCUAGAGCUACCCUUAACCCUUAACCCAUAUAUGUUUC
Daucus carota subsp. sativus is the source of this 5391-nucleotide messenger RNA. RefSeq names its product disease resistance protein At4g27190-like. Lineage: Eukaryota; Viridiplantae; Streptophyta; Magnoliopsida; Apiales; Apiaceae. Gene Ontology annotation, molecular function: ADP binding. The transcript is spliced from 3 exons. The record is from RefSeq and is a predicted model, not a curated record. The coding region runs from base 266 to 4900 and encodes 1544 amino acids.